AUGGUCGUCACAGCGCUGGAACAAGCACAAUGGUCGCUCUCUCAAGGCCGCGGAGCUGACACGACAACUGAUCAGGUGAACGAAUGUUGCAUUUUUCAGACCAGUGUCGACCUAGACGUGAGCGCACUGCUGGAUAGUGCUGCAGCGGCAGUUGUGCCUCGCUUUGAAGAACCCAAGAAGCUGUGGCCUCCACCGUUCGAGACAGCAGGCGGCAGCUACGUCUAUGUGAGCGAGUACGGGCUCUACUGGGAUCCAGACAGCUUGUUCUACUACGAUGCACACACCCUGGUGUACCACAACUCGUUUACUGGCCUGUACUAUCGGUGUGUGGAUCCUCAGAGUAGUGGAGCGUCUGCCUUUCAGGUAAUCGAGCCGCCGCUACCUGUUGACGAUGAAGCGUACAGCGAUGCCACUACAGCGAAGACUCCAGCUGCUAGUAAAGCAGCGUUGAGUUUAUCACUGAAGAAGGACAAGAAAAAAGCUCCGGGGAUCUCGUUUGCAAUCAAGACUACAGCUAUUGGCAUGAAGCGCAAGAGUGCAGACGACAUAGCCAAGUGGUCACAACGCCAGCAUUCCGUCAUUGAUGCAUUGACGAGUGUCCCGCAACAACUGCCCAUUUGUCUGCUUUGUCGCAGGAAGUUUGGGUCUCUGGAGAUGCUUCGCAAACAUGAAAAAUUAUCGAAGUUGCAUCUGGCAAAUUUGGCAAACGCGAAUAAGAACAAGCAACAUCUCGCUGCACAAUACCGAGAGCACGAGAAGGAGAUGGAACGAGAUGCCAAAAAGCAGCGACAAGAAGAAAAGCCUAGUGCUAUCUCUCUGGAGUCUGGAAUCGGUGGCAAGAUGCUCAAGAUGAUGGGAUGGAAGAGCGGAGAGGGUCUAGGCAAGCAUGGCACAGGCAUCACGGCACCGAUCGAUGCAGCCGGACAAGGCGGACGGAGUGACACCGCUGGACUUGGCUUAAAGGCGCCACUCUCAGCCACAGUGGACCUCUCCGAUGUCACCUCCGACAAGGAACGUCGACAGCGACUAGCCCGCGCUCGCUACGAGAAUGCAUAG
Phytophthora infestans T30-4 is the source of this 1056-nucleotide messenger RNA. RefSeq lists its product as uncharacterized. Gene Ontology annotation, cellular component: nucleus. Gene Ontology annotation, biological process: mRNA splicing, via spliceosome. The transcript is spliced from 6 exons. Bases 1 to 1056 code for a protein of 351 amino acids. The record is from RefSeq and is a predicted model, not a curated record. Gene Ontology annotation, molecular function: RNA binding. NCBI's taxonomy places the organism in Eukaryota, Oomycota, Peronosporomycetes, Peronosporales, Peronosporaceae.